Entamoeba invadens IP1 is the source of this 2243-nucleotide messenger RNA. RefSeq lists its product as hypothetical. NCBI's taxonomy places the organism in Eukaryota, Evosea, Mastigamoebida, Endamoebidae. The record is from RefSeq and is a predicted model, not a curated record. The annotation marks the transcript as partial. The transcript has a single exon.
AUGAUUUUUAUUUUAUUGUUUGUAUUGUCUGACAGCUUAAAGUGGUGUAAAAUAGAAAACACAAUUGUUUGUGUUAAUACCAAUGUCGGAUGUCCACCUUCGUAUCAAUGGAGUGUAGAAGGGUUGUUAAUAUCAAUAAGUAAAUAUGAUAUGUAUACAACAAUAAAAUGUGGUAUAAACACAGAACUUAAUGUAAACUUGCCAGAUGGAACCGAAUUAAAAAUGAAGUUUACAAAUAAGCAAAAAGAGUUUAGGGUUGAAAAUUAUUCAGUCAACAAGAAGACAGAAAUUAAAAAAGAAACAUGUAACGUAGCAAAUUGUAACAUGUGCAAUAUGGGAAAUCCAAAUCUUUGUAUGGUUUGCAAUGAUGGAUACUAUGUUUAUGGUAAUGAUAAAAGUUCAUGUUAUCGAUGUAAUAACUCUAUAUGUAAACAAUGUAAUUCAAAUCCAUCAGUAUGUUCUUCUUGUUAUGAUGGAUUAUAUUUAAACAGUGAUUCUGAGUGCGAUUACUGUAGCAGUAAUUGCAAAACGUGUAGUUCUUUAAACACUUGUACAGAUUGUAAUCCUCAAAAAUAUUUGUUAAAUGGAAAGUGUUUAACUUGCCAAUUUUGUAUAAAUUGUAAUACUCAAACAGGAUGUAAACAAUGUUGGGAUGGUUAUUAUCAAGAAAACAAAGGGUGUACGCCAUGUGAUACAAAUUGUAAUACAUGUGGUCAAAAUGGUUGUACUUUAUGUAAAAAUACUUAUUAUGUUGAAGGAAAAAGAUGUGGAAAAUGCACACCAAAUUGUAACAGAUGUAAUGGACCAAAUUACAACCAAUGUAUAACUUGUGAAGCAAAUUACUACAUACAAGAUGGGACGUGUACACAAUGUGAUCCAAACUGUCGAAUUGGAUAUUGUAGCCAUGACAAUGGUUGUACAAAUUGUAAAGAUGGUUUUUAUGUAAUUUCAAAAAGAUGUUCAAGAUGUUUAUCUCCUUGUACGUUAUGUAGUGGACCUGGAAGUAAUCAAUGUUCAGCUUGCCAAACGGGAUAUUAUCUUUAUAAUUCUGGUUGUUAUCAAUGUGAUACAAACUGUGUUUCUGGAAAGUGUGUUGAUGGUUCUGGAUGUACAGAAUGUAAACUUAAAUAUUAUAAAAAUGGGUUGAAUUGUACCAGUUGCCACGCUAGUUGUAAAACAUGCAGUGGAGGUACACAGUCGAGUUGCACUUCUUGUGAUUCCGGUUAUUAUCUUGAUGGAGGUGUUUGUAUGGCGUGUGAUACAAACUGUGUGAAUGAGAAAUGUGUAAAUACACAAGGAUGUACUCAAUGCAAUCCAAAUUAUUAUGUUAAUAACAAAGGAUGUUCUCGUUGUGACUCAACAUGUUCGACUUGUUCAGGAGGAAGUUCUAAUCAAUGCACAUCUUGUGUAAUAGGGAUAAGAUAUUUAGAAAAUGGGUAUUGUAAAUCAUGUGAUUCAAAUUGUGUUGCUGGAUAUUGUUUCGAUAACCAAGGGUGUACUCAAUGCCAAAAUCAUUUUUAUGUGAGUGAAAAGGGUUGUGCUGCAUGCCAUUCCAAUUGUUUAACAUGUUCUUCGAAUGCCGAAAGCACCUGUUUGUCGUGUGUAAAAAAUGUUCGUUAUCUUGAUAAUGGGUAUUGCAAUGAAUGCGAUUUAAAUUGUGUUUAUGGUAAAUGUGUUGAUAUAUCGGGGUGCACGGAAUGUCCAGUAAAAUAUUUUGUUAAUAACAAGAAGUGUUCUGCGUGUCAUCCAACAUGUUAUACAUGUUCUUCAAAUAUGGAAAAAACAUGUUUGACAUGUGAAAGGGGAAGAUAUUACAAUAGUGGAUUAUGUACAGUUUGUGAUACAUUGUGUAUAGACAAUUGUGAUACUGUACUUGGUUGUACAUUGUGUCCUGAUGGACACUUUAUCGAAAACAAAAAAUGUUCUCCGUGUGAUUCAAAUUGUAAGACGUGUUCUCUGCAGAGUACAAAUUGUCUUUCUUGUAAUGAAGGAACAUAUUUUCAAAAUAAUAAAUGUUUACUAUGCAGUCCUUAUUGUACAACAAAUAAGUGUGACACUGUUCAAGGUUGUACCGAAUGCAUAAAUGGUUAUUAUAAAAACAAUAUGACUUGCAACAAAUGUCACGAAGAAUGUCUGACAUGUGACAAUGGUUCUAAUUUAGACUGUCUAUCAUGUACAGACAAGGUUCGUUAUUUGGUCGGAAGACAAUGUGUUUUAUGCGACACAAAUUGCGCACAAAACAU